AUGACAUAUUCUACCAAGUCCUACGGCGUGCAAGAGGUGUCUGGAGAACGGGAUGCCAGGAUCCUCCUUGCCUCCUUCUAUUUCCUGUAUUUUUCUCCCGCUUUUUCUUCUUGUUUCCUCGCAGUCAGAUUUUCUCUUCCGGUCACCAGUUUCUUGUUCUUUUACAUUGUUUCUCGACAUUCUUUCGAUAGCCGUUUUGCCAAUCGUUCAUUAUCAAGUCUCUCAUUGUUGGCCCCAGGACCUUUCUGGCUCUGUAUUUUUUACAUCCUGUUCAUCCUAGUCGCUCUAUUCAUCUCUGAACUCCUGUCAAUAGAGGGAUCCAGUAGUGACAGAAAUCCUAUUCCAUAA
Molecule: messenger RNA, 348 nt
Organism: Monascus purpureus
Lineage: Eukaryota; Fungi; Ascomycota; Eurotiomycetes; Eurotiales; Aspergillaceae
Source: the annotation of a GenBank genome assembly